AAUCCUCUCAAAGUCUGUCAGUCGGUGACCUUAGACUUGACAAGCCACCAUGAUCUUGCGAGCCACGGUUCUUACCAUCAUCUUGGCAUCUUUUACGUGGGCCCAAGAUGACCACCAUUGCAUUUGGUGGGACACAUCACCCUUCAUCAAUCCCAAUUUCCCCAACGAGCAACGCUUCUUGCCCUACUACGAUGACAAACCCGCCCGACGUUUGGAACCUGGAGAGACGAUGGAUAAGCUUCUUGGAGCUUGUCCUCAUUUCGCCGAAGAACUGGGUCCACCCGAAGAAGGCUGGAACGUUUGCUGCUCACCAAGACAAAUCGAUGAUGUCGUGACCAAUUUCGUGCUUCCCGAGUCCGUUCUGGAUCGAUGUCCGUCGUGCUUGGAUAAUUUCCGGAAGAAUUUUUGCGACCUCACUUGUCGACCCGAUCAGAGCAAGUUCAUCAAUGUGACGGAGAAGGUCGUGGAACAAUUCGAAAAUGGAACGAGUGUGGAACUCGUGUCACAACUGGUUUAUUACAUCUCCAAGAGCUAUAACGAGAAAAGCUACGAGUCUUGUAAAGGAGUCACCAAUCCAUCGACGAGUGGACCAGCUAUGGCACUCCUGUGUGGAACGUGGGGAGCUGAGAAAUGCAACCCUGAGCGAUGGUUUGAAUACAUGGGUAGUACGAGCAAUGGAUACUCUCCGUUUGAUAUCUUGUUCAAUAUUUCCGAAGAGGACGAGGUGGGCGGAUUCAUCCCGCAUAACCCAUCUGUGGUUCCUUGCAAUGAAUCGAGCAUGGGAAAACCAGAGUGUUCCUGUACGGAUUGUAUUAGCUCUUGCACACAAGUGGAGUUUGAAGACCCUCCGGAGAUGUUCAAAGUGGGAAAACUGGAUGGCAUAGCAUUUAUCAUGAUUAUCAUAUUUAUUUUGGGGACUGCCAUUUUCUUGGCAUUGGUUGUUACGAACAAAUUAGCGAGGAAACGCAAUUCAGAUUCUGAGUCAUCCUCAAUUGGAUCCUCAAGGGAAGAAGAUGAUUCAAAGUUGAACAAAGUGGAUCAAAUGGGCGUUUGGUUGAGUUUGUCUAUGGAGCGUGUUUUCAACAAAUGGGGCACAUUCUGCGCCUAUUAUCCUGUUCCGGUCAUUGUAUUUGGUUUAGUCGCUGCCAUCAUCCUGUGCACUGGAAUACAAUGGUUGAAGAUCACCACUGAUCCUGUGGAACUUUGGGCUGCUCCAGGAUCGAAAUCCAGAGGUGACAAGGAAUACUUUGACUCCACAUUCAGACCCUUCUAUCGAACGGCUCAAGUCAUCGCAGCAGCCAAAGACUUGGAAGAGUUCACUUAUAUUGAUACCGACGGGAUCGAACAGAAUUUUGGGCCAGUCUUUCAUGAUGAAAAGUUUCUCAAACCUUUGCUUAAGCUCCAGCAAGACAUUGAAGAGAUCACAACUGAGAGUGGACUUAAACUUCAGGAUGUUUGUAACGCCCCUUUAUCUCCGCAAGACAACGUAUGCAAUAUUCAGAACGUCUGGGCGUAUUGGCAAGACAGUCUCGAAAAGUUUGAGCUCAUUCGGCCCAAUCAAAACACUGAUAGGAAUCUUACGUACUUGGAUCAUUUCCUCACAUGUGCCAGAAAUCCGGCUUUGCCCACGGAUGGUCAUCCAACCAACCCGUUGUCUUGCAUGUCCAAAGGAGGUAUUCCCGUUCAACCUUUCUUUGUCUUGGGUGGAUUCAUUCCAGAGGGUGUGAGUGGUUUACCUCAGAACGCAAAUUAUCAAGGCUCAAAGGCCGUGGUUAUGUCGAUCAUUUUGGAUAACUACGAUUUAUACGCCACAGACCACGAAUCGCAGAAGAAGCUUCGAAAUGCCCGAGAAUGGGAAGCAGCCUUCAUUGACUUCAUGAAGGAAUGGGAAAAAGACCCCGAAAACACCAAGUACAUGAGCAUUGCAUUCAAUUCAGAGAGAUCUAUUGAAGAUGAAUUGGCUCGAGAGACCCAAGGAGAUAUCAUCACCAUCGUCAUAUCCUACGUGAUCAUGUUUGUGUACAUCACUUUUGCCUUGGGGAAAUUUACCACCUUCCGGAACAUUAUGGUGGAGAGCAAGAUCACCUUGGGUAUCACCGGAAUCGUGAUCGUGCUCUUAUCUGUCGGAGCUUCGGUGGGAAUUUUUGGGUUUGCAGGGAUCGAAUCGUCAUUGAUCAUUUUCGAGAUCAUCCCUUUUCUGGUCUUGGCCGUGGGCGUGGAUAACAUAUUUAUCAUGGUUCAAACGUAUCAAAGGACAGAUCGGCUGAAGUCGGAAACCUUGCCUGAGCACGUGGGUCGUGUGGUGGGUGAAGUGGGACCCUCCAUGUUGCUAUCAUCUUUAUCUGAGGCCACGUGUUUCUUCUUGGGAGCCUUACUGGAUAUGCCAGCGGUUCAUUCCUUUGCACUGAAUGCUGGUUUUGCAAUCAUUCUAGAUUUCUUGAUGCAGAUUUCCUGCUUUGUCAGCCUUUUGGCCUUGGAUAUGUACAGACAGGAGAGCAAACGCUUCGACAUUGCUUGUUGCUUCAAAGCCUCCAAGAAGGGAAAUGAUGAAGAUAAGAGAAAAAAGGGCGUAGUGUAUUGGCUGUUUGAGCAGUUUUAUGCUCCGUUUGUUCUCUCUACUUGGAUUCGACCCUUAGUGGUGAUUGUGUUCUUUGGCUGGUUUUGCUCUUCCUUGGCAGUGGCACCCAAGAUUGAAGUCGGCUUGGAUCAAGAAAUUUCGAUGCCGGAUGACUCUUUCGUGCUCAAAUAUUUCGACUACAUGAAGAAAUAUCUCUCGGUGGGACCCCCGUUCUACAUCACAUUGGACAACAAGGACCUCAAGUUCAAUUUCUCUGAUCCAGUGUUGCAGAAUCGGAUUGCCGGGUCGUUCGGAUCCCAACCCGAUUCCUUGAACUCUCAGGUCAAACAAUGGAGUAUCAACUCUGAGAAAACCUACGUGGCAAGCACUGCCCAAUCCUGGAUGGAUGAUUACUUCUCUUGGCUCAGUAACAAAGAUUGUUGCAUGUACAACCAAGUCACUUUGGAGGUGUGUCAAUCCAAUUAUCUCAGCGACAAUGAGUUACCUUGGCAUUCAAAUUACCAAAGCAGGAGUGGACCAGGUGGAAUUGGACCGGAAACGGAUUGCGUAGAUUGUGAACCAAUGGAGGCUGACAACAACCGUCCAACUCCAUUCCAAUUCGAAAAACAUCUCCAUUGGUUCCUGGACGAUAGCCCUGGGGACAAAUGUCCCCCUGCUGGCAAAGGAGCUUACCGUGAUGGUGUCCGGUUACAACAAAUUGGAGUGGAUGACGACGGAUUUCCGCAUUAUGAGGUCACUGCCAGUAAUUUCAUGGUGUUCCACACGAUCUUAAGGGUGUCCACAGAUUUCUCAGAGGCCCUGCGUUGGUCAAGGAAACUUACAGACGCUAUUGCUGAGGUUGUCAACGAAGACCUUGAUGAAGACCAACAAGUGGAUGUGUUUGCUUAUUCCAUUUUCUAUGUUUACUAUGAGCAAUAUCUGACCAUGUGGAGGGAUUCCAUCAAAGCUUUGGGCUUGUCCCUAUUGGCCGUGUUCAUCGUCACAUUAAUCCUUCUUGGACUUGACCUGUUGUCUUCACUGAUCGUAAUCCUUAUCAUUCUCUUGAUCUUGAUCAACAUGAUGGGACUUAUGUAUUGGUGGAACAUUCAACUGAAUGGAGUGACAUUGGUCAAUUUAGUGGUCACAAUUGGAAUCUCGGUGGAAUUUUGCGCUCACACUGUUCGGUCUUUUUCAAUUAACGGAAAUCCUGAUCGGAUUGAACGCUGCAAAACAACUUUAGCCAAUAUGGGGAGUUCGGUUUUGUCUGGAAUCACGUUAACCAAAUUUGCCGGCAUUAUUGUCCUAGGAUUCGCCAAGUCCCAAAUUUUCAAGAUAUUCUUUUUCCGUAUGUACCUUGGGAUUGUUCUGAUUGGAGCUGCUCAUGGACUCAUCUUCCUCCCGGUUCUUCUCAGUUAUUUAGGACCAAGUUUGAAACGAGCCAAGGCCAUUGCACAACACAAUGCUCUGCAAGAACCUCGCCAAGAUCAUCUUUCCAAGAAGUUUUAAUUGUCAUGCAUCUAAUCUAACGACAAAAAUUGCAUUUAGGUCAAGACAUUAGGAUAGAGUAGCGAUUGAAAAAGAUUCGUAUUAAAUGAAUUUCCACAAGCCCGUU
Molecule: messenger RNA, 4169 nt
Organism: Tigriopus californicus
Lineage: Eukaryota; Metazoa; Arthropoda; Copepoda; Harpacticoida; Harpacticidae
Product: NPC intracellular cholesterol transporter 1-like
Exons: 8
Coding region: 50-4063 (1337 amino acids)
Cellular component (GO): membrane
Molecular function (GO): lipid carrier activity
Source: RefSeq, a predicted model, not a curated record